Messenger RNA from Prorocentrum cordatum, 1029 nucleotides. Lineage: Eukaryota; Dinophyceae; Prorocentrales; Prorocentraceae. The record is from the annotation of a GenBank genome assembly.
AUGGCGCGCGCGCGGAUGUGGAAAGAGAGAGAGAGCUUCUGGCGCGACGUGGACGCUCCGUCCGAUGCGGCGCCGUCUGCUGCGAAGGUUCGGGUCGCCAAGUGGUUUUACUGUGGCCUGCGUGGGCUCUCCGCGCGGAGGUUCUCCCCCGGCAUUGGCAUCCGCGCUGCCAAGGCCAGGGCGGGCCGGGGCGCGGACGAGUGCGUGGGGGCGGAGGGCUUCUUCGAGUUGCAGUGCGCUAAUGAUUCCGGAGCUGGGGCGUGCGGUGACGCGGCGGAGAAGGCGAACUUUGCUCUCGUGCAGGAUUGGCUGGAGUCGCGCCGUUCGAGGAUGCGAGUCUAUGAGGCGGAGAGUGCAGAUGGUUUACUGCGUGGGGAGUGUUCCGGCGCGUGGUUUUUGGGUUCCGCGGGGGGGGCCGAGAUCGGCAGCGUUGUGUGGUACCCAGAGGGCCAUGUCGCGACGGUCGUUGAUGUGGACGGUCGCUUGGCCGCUGGCGUAUCUCUCGGAGCCACAGGCGCCGCGCCGUGGCUGCGGUCGAUUGCAGGCGCGCCGAAGAGGAGUGCGCCGAAAAAGAAGGCAGCCGCGAAAAGCAAGCGAGGUGCGCAUCUCCGCGGUGCGCAGAACCCGAACGUCAUGGCGGGCGUUGCUGCGCGGGAGCGACGCGCGACCGGUGAGGAUGGGGCGCCGUCGUCGUCUGGCGAGGACAUGCCAGUCAUCCCGGGAGUCACCGUCGACGAUGCCGAUUCGGGCGAUGCCGCGGGGGCGUCCGUGCUUCGUCGACCUGCAGCUGCGGUCGCCACGCGCGGCCGUGCGUCUGGGGACGAGAGCGAUUCGGGUGAGGACAUGCCGAUGCUUCCAGGGGUUACGGUGGAAGAGGAUGACGCGGGGGCUGCUCGGGCGCGAUCGGACGCCGUCGCACCGCAGGCAUCGGCUGCGAGGCGCGCUCUUCGGGGCGCGGCUUCGGCCGCGGCGCCGCCGAGCGAUUCUUAUGGCGAGGAGAUGCCUGUCCUUCCUGGAGUGACCGUGGAC